Molecule: messenger RNA, 2764 nt
Organism: Biomphalaria glabrata
Lineage: Eukaryota; Metazoa; Mollusca; Gastropoda; Planorbidae
Product: piggyBac transposable element-derived protein 4-like
Exons: 2
Coding region: 1587-2600 (337 amino acids)
Source: RefSeq, a predicted model, not a curated record
UUGCUUUAUGAACUGAUGUCCACAAGAAAAACAUUUUAAAAUACUUUUUUUUUUUUUAAAAGACAAUUCUCUGCAAUUUGAUCCUUUGACCAUGUCAGGCUGAUAUUCACAACCAGGCUUGCUGCCUUGCCUCAUAGUGGUGCCUGGGUGGAAUUGGUGGUGAGAGGGGACGACUAGGCCAAAGGGUAGCAAAACGAGGCUCUCGUGGGAGUGCGUAAGGGGGUGCGAGAUUAUCUCCAUUGUACUGUGCGAUCUGUCAAUGUCCAGGCGCCGUCCCACAAGAGGGACGUAAAUGGCGUGUCCUGCACGGUUUGCCUAGUACAGUAUACGAAUAUGAUGGGGGUCCCAGUGGUGCGGCCUUCAGCUGCGUCACUACUCAGCGAGUCUGGAGUACCCGUGUCCAUUGGAAGUGAACACAAAAUCAAACUCUAAGUUUAGCCCCGAGUCUCACCCCCCGUCGGACAGGAUAGCGGGAAGGAGGAACUCGCUGUCCAAUUCAGGCUGGUAAAAGAGAGCUUUUGUUCACUUUUGUUCGCUUUUGCUGGCCUUAGUGUUCCAAGUGCAACGCACAACACUACUAGACUAUUUCAGAUGGUUGAUAUUCACUUGGGCAGUUCGCACCAGCAGUUCCUGUACUUCCGUCCUCGACACAGUUGACCCUCAUAACUAGCUGACCUGUGUCUCAUGUGUCAGCUGUUAGUACAUGCACUGCUACUUCUACCCAUGCUGUUAUAACAAUACAAUGCUAAAACUUGAAAAUAAAAGUUUUUUAUUUAAUUAAUAGCUAUCUUUAUCUCCCUUAACCCUCAAAAUGCGUUGGGCCUCGAUCGUAGCUUGAUGUAAACAGAAAUUAUAAGGCGUGAGGCCACGAUCGUGGCUUCGUUUAUAUACUGUUGUUUCUUUCGUAUUUUCUUGGUAAUUAGUUGCAAAACUGUACAUAUCCAUUUACUUCCUUCACUUCCGACUGAAUUUGCAAAGGUCGCCAAGUUAAUUUCUUUCUAUACGUUUUUAAUCAAUCAAAAAUGAGUAGUGACAGUGAAGUUGAUUUUCCAAAUCGGAAUAAAGACAACCUAACUGAUGAGGAAUUUAUGGAUUCUGAUUUAGAUGAAGAUUUAUCUGAAUCAGAUGAGGCAGAAUCUUUUACACCUUCUGCUGAAGAAUGGAGACCUGUUGAUGAUCAUGACUGUGGUCCCAGGCCAGUUUUAUUUACAGCCCAUCCAGGCCCAAAACAUGCACCAGCUCCAGAUGCAAAGCCUGUGUCAACCUUUGUCAACCUUUUUUUGACAGAUGACAUUGUAAAUUUGGUUGUCAACGAAACCAAUAAAUAUGCCAGGCAAUUCAUCGAAGAUAACCACAAAAACCUGGAAACCACGCCAAGAUCUCGUGUCCACAAGUGGACACCUAUCUCAAAUGAAGAGUUUAGGGCAUUUUUAGGUGUGACAAUGAACAUGAGAUUAAAUAAAAAGCCCAACUACAACGCAUAUUGGUACUCCUGCAAUCUGAGCCAAGAAACACCUUGGUUCCCUGUCCACAUGAACUGAGAUCGCUAUCAGAUCAUUCUAAAAUUUCUUCAUUUCCCUGACAACAUGCUGUUACCAGAUAGAAAUGAUAUUGGUUUCAAGCUUUUCAAGGUCCAAGAACUUAUAAAGCAUUUCAAUGCUAAAUUCAAAUACUUUUACCACCCCACUCAAAAUGUCAGCAUUGACGAAAGUAUGAUUGGGUUCAAAGGAAAAAACCCUCAUAUCCGCCAGUUUAUGCCAAACAAGAGGCAUGCCAGAUUCGGCAUUAAGAUGUGGUGUUUAUCAGACAGUGCUAAUGGCUAUCUUUGCCAUUUUGAAAUAUGUGAGGGCAGUCAAGGAAGAAGAAUCGGCAAUGGCAGGUCUUAUACACAUGAGCUUAUUAUUAGGCUUAUGACUGCAGCCGGUCUGUUAAACAGAGGACACCAUUUGGGGAUAGACAAUUUUUUUACCUCCAUAGAAUUAUUGGAAGAACUUUUUACUGAAAACACUACAGCUAUAGGAGCUGUUAGAUCUAACAGAAAAGGGCUACCAGAUGUUUGUGUCAAAACAAAAUUGAAAAACAAGGAACUCAUCGCAGCCAGAAAAGAUAAUCUGCUUUGCUUGGCUUACCAGGAUAAUAGCAGAAAGCCAAUCUUGCAGUCUACUGCUAGUAAAGCUGGUCUCAUUGAUACAGUAAACAGCAGGAAACAACCUGUAACAAGACCUGCUGUGAUUCAUGCCUAUAACCAGGCCAUGGGUGGUGUUGACUUCUGCGCCGAAAAACUUUACAUGGCUGAGCGCCGAAGCUUGAAAUGGACAAAUAAAGUUUUUUUUUCCCUAUUUGGAAGAGCUAUUCUAAAUAGCUAUAUAAUCUACCAUAGCAACACAUCAGACAGACCAAAGCUCUCAAGGUACAAUUUCAUUGUGUCUGCACUAGAGAGCAUGACAUCAAACUUUGUACCCCAAAAAGUGAUACGUCGAAAACGCACUAGAGUAGAGAUGGAGGCUGCAAGAAUGGGUCCAACACCACUAACCCAGACUGUAGCAGGUCAUCCACUUGAUGGACAUGAUCUUAUCAAACUGCCAGUGGGGAAAAAAUGACAGUGUGUUGCUGGUCAUCCAGCUCCUGUCAGAACUGGGUGGGAGUGCACAGGAUGCAAAGUUGGACUGUGUCCAGAGUGUUUUGCUAAAUAUCACAGACAGUUGUAAAUAAUCAUUCUUUCUACUUUUACAACUCUUAUAUAUGUGUAUGUAUAUAUUUUUUU